CACCCGGAGCAUCUGCGGAACCGUAAAAUCGCCAAUUGUUUACUCAACCCCAAGCCCCCCUGGUCCAUCCUCCGUGACGUCGUCGGAUGCAAGUCGGUCGCCCACGAGACAUUAUCCCAGGUAAUAGCUGAAGAAGCUCCUGGUUCUUGCGGUCCAGGUCGAGCUGUGAUUAAAUCCACCCCCCACCCGCUUUCUACAAAUUCCCCUGACCGCGCGCGAUCGUUGGCUGUGACCUCUCCCCUCCACCACGACCUCCGAUCCGACAAUUCUUCGCGCCACAGCCCUCAGAAAUCCUACACUUUGCCCAGGUGCUUGGAAUGGUGCAUGCCUUUUGAGGCAUAGUGGCACUAGACCAGACGAUGUCGUCCAGUCCGAAUCGCGGAUCCAAAGCGUCCGGUACCAACAGUCGGCCUACGAGCAAGGAUGGUUCAAAGAAGAAUAUUUGGUCCUCGUUGCUAGAUGGUGUCGCCAAUGGAAAGCGCUUGCCGGAGAAAAACUUGUUGAUUCUAGGGGGUACACCGGAAAGCCAGAGGGACUUCUUGGAGACUUUCUCGGCGGACACUUCGGCAGACCCUGGUUUGUUAAAUGAUAAAAGGAAAGGAAAGACGCCUCCAAUCGCCAAUCAGUUUGCCUUGGGAUACACAUAUCGAGACGUACUUGAUGCCGAUCAAGAAGAUACGCUGGCACGUGUGUCGGCUUACCUUCUGUCCGAACCCUCUCCGUCGUUCGCUCCUCUCCUCAAACCGCUUCUGACCCCUCAAUCUGUUCCCGAAACGCUUGUCGUCAUUCUCCUGGACUGGUCAGACCCAUGGACGUGGAUUCGGCGGCUACGAGAAUGGGUGCGCCUUCUCCGCUCCGUGCUGGUAUCGCUCGAGGAUGAUACCAAGAUAGUGAUGGAGGAGACCAUGACAGAGUGGAGAGACCGCAAGCGAGGCAUGGAUGCUGGCUCUGCAGCAGCGGGAGGAAUUUCAAACUCCGGAGGCCCUGUCACAAUACCUUUGGGCCCUGGCGAGUGGGAUGAGGGGUUGGGUAUCCCGAUGUGUGUCGUUUGUCAAGGAGCGGACAAGAUCGAAAAGCUGGAGAAAGACCACGGCUGGCACGAAGAGCAAUUCGAUUUUAUUCUCCAAUUCCUGCGGACGAUCUUGCUGAAGCACGGCGCUUCGCUCAUUUAUACAACGCCUUUCCUCGCCAACUCUUUGCAGAGCCUGAUCCACUCCUCCCUUGGUAUACACUCUCUUUUGAAACGACAAUCAUUAAAACAUAAUGUUAUCGACCGCGAUAAGAUCCUAGUCCCCGCCAACUGGGAUUCUUGGGGAAAAAUCCGAAUUAUUCGCGAAGGAUUCGAUAUGGAAGGAGUAUCAACUGCCUGGUCAAUUGAAAUCCAAGAUGCACCUGAACCGCUCGAGCCAUCCCAAGAUGCUGGCCAACAGAGUGAGAACGCUGAGGACGGCACCAGUGCCGUAUUGGUCUUUGAGCAAACUAUUCAGGAUCCCAGGCGCGACAACAGUAUUGCUCAUCCUGCUACUGCCAACGGAAACAAGAUCGAAGUCGAGACCUCAGACAUGCAGGGUUUCCUCGCCAAGCAAGUUGAGCUUCUAGAGCAACUUCGCGCCGAUGACGACAAGGAACGAUCUAGCCAGCCUACCCCACAGCUGGAAAUGUCCCCCAUGGAGGAUGAGGGCAGAGUCAAUGAGCACAUCGGUCCUGUGCAAUUCAAUAUGGGUGGCAUCCAAGUUGAUGCGGAGGACAUGUUGAAGAAGCUAAAGGACCGAGAAGCCAGCCGUGCGCAAAAGAAAGAAGGCACGCCUACGAACCCAGGCGACGAGAAAGCUCACAACCAAGCAUUGGCAAACUUCUUCGCCGGCCUCGUCAAGAAGCCCGGCGCCAGUCCUCGCGGAAGCCCGUCCGGUUGAGCUGCAUUCCACCUUUCCCUCCUUGGGCUGUAUUUUAGUGCCGUGGGCGUACAUAUGACAGAAGUCAGAGACUUGAGCAUCGGCGACCCACCCUCUGAUCUGCCGAUGGCUUGUGCAUAAUUUUCCAUUUUCCCUACUGUGACUUUCUUAUGGCUUUUCGCGGGGUGUUAGAUAAUGAUACCAAUAUGAAUUGUCUUUGUGUUGUUGUGUAU
Molecule: messenger RNA, 2125 nt
Organism: Penicillium brasilianum
Lineage: Eukaryota; Fungi; Ascomycota; Eurotiomycetes; Eurotiales; Aspergillaceae
Source: the annotation of a GenBank genome assembly